Molecule: messenger RNA, 3052 nt
Organism: Daphnia carinata
Lineage: Eukaryota; Metazoa; Arthropoda; Branchiopoda; Diplostraca; Daphniidae
Product: growth arrest-specific protein 1-like
Exons: 7
Coding region: 737-1900 (387 amino acids)
Biological process (GO): regulation of cell cycle
Source: RefSeq, a predicted model, not a curated record
UCCAGCCCCUUCUUGUACCAAAAAGGGACCCACUUGUCUGUGGUAGCGCUCAGUCUUUGCCAAGAUACUGAGUGGCUCGCUACUCGGCUUCACCGUGAACCAGUGGACGGGCGGCCGCUCUACGUUGACUCUCGUUUAUACAUCACCAAAUAUUGACCGAUUGAACACACAAACACGCGAAGAAUCAACACGAAACAGAAGUCACAUUUGUGUCUCUAGACUUUUGUCUAUUUACCUGUUGACUGAUACAAGCUGGUCGCUACCAGCUUUGUACUGUAUAGCUUGGCUGUUUGUGCGAGUGAAAUUGCAGGGGACCAUCGGUCCGUUUCUUUCGUGUUUUGUUUGAACGAAAAACAUCAUUGACAUUGUUGUCUUUUUUCGUCGUGUUGUAGUGUAUCUUGUUGCGCGCUGGAUGUCAGACGAUCAGCGAUAUCCGCCGCAAAAUUCAAGAGCUAGGGCCAUCCCGUGUUGAAGAUGGCAGCAACAGCAGCUGCGACCAUCUGCAGCUCGUUGACUUGAAGCAGCCCAGUGUAAAAAAAGAAAGAGAAAAAAAAAAAGCUCUGCGUACAUAAACAAACUUCUCAAAGACAGUGAGAGAGAUCUCAACGGAGAAGCACAAAAAAAAAACCGUUGCCUUGCUCUCUUUUUUUUCCGUUGUUGUUGGAGCGGGAGCUGUUGUUUUUCUUCGCCAGGGCCAAGUGUCUUCCAGCCUCUCUGCGAGCUCAGCGCUCUCAUCAUGAGGUGGGUGACGGCGCCCUACCGGACCAUAAUCGGGACGGUGCUCUUACUAACGAUAGUGGUAGCCGUUGUGACGGCUUCGCAAGAAUCUCGUUCGAAUCGACGUAACGGAGCCAAAGGCAAGAGACGGAACCGAUCGACCACGACGACCUCUUCGCCAUUUGAAUUCCAAAAUGAGACGGCCAGUUCUUUCUUCGACGGCGACGACGAAGAAGAUGUCGAAGCGGCGGCUCAACACCAACAAGAUCAACCACCCGGCGGAGUGGAAACAUGUGAAGUGGCCCGGCUCAAGUGCGCUUAUCGCGUCGGAUGCGGCAUGGCUCUCCAGAAUUACAUGGUGGGAUGUUCGGACGUGAUUACGGGGUCUUCGCAACGCUGCUCCGACCACUGCCGAAACUCGCUGAUAGCCCUGACCAGCACCGAGGAAGGAGAAGCUCUCAUGAAGUGCAAAUGCGGAGAUACGUUUUGCAAAGAUGCCAAACGACGCAUCGACAUCUGCCGUAGCGCCGUAUUACGCGCUACGCACAACAGCACCACCGUAUCAUGCAGUGUGGCCCAGUGGAUUUGCAUGGCCGAUCCUCUCUGUUCCACGGCGCUCGAGUACUACAACCGAUUCUGCCGUUCCAUGUUCGCUGGGAAAAAGUGCACGCUCCGUUGUAAGAACUCCAUAUCAAUCCUGCGACGACAGGAAAAGGCGGCCAAAUUGAGUACUUGCGUGUGCGAUGGAUCUGAGGACUACGACUGCCCGUCCAUCCUGGACAACAUGGAUCGCUUAUGUUUUCACAAAAUGCGUCCGUCGACGACGUCGGUGACGGUCGCCACCGUACCACAUCACCAAGAAACAACGGCGGAGGGGGGCGGGCUAGGGGUGGAGGAGCGCAACGACACCAGCAGCAGCAUCACCAGCGGCAGCGGCGACCGCGACCGGACAGGGCACGGCGGCCACCACCCCGGCCAUCAGCCCCACUCCCCGAAAACACGACCACAUCACCCUCACCAUCCGGUACACGGCACGGAAGGCAUCGAAACCAACGAGGUCGAACUCAUACCUCACCCGCCACCGACCCGUCUGCCUAGUCGAGCCGCUUCCUCGCCCUCCGGUUCAUUUUCAUCGCUCGCCUUAACGGCCGUCUUCUCGCUGACAGCCCGCCUCUUGCUUUAAGCUUUCAUAUCAUCGAGCCCAGUUGUUUUCUUCUUCUUUUCUUUUUUUUUUUUUACAUUUUGAAUUUGAGUGUUUCUUUAUCGGCCGCUGCUAUUGUUGAAACCGCCAGCUUCGUCUGACCCAGCAUCGCCGUAAUGGAAAACAAAAGACAGUGACUCAUCGAUCGGUGACCCCCGCCUUCAGCUGGAAAAAAAAAAUAUGAAGUUGACUGACGCAAGCCUGGCCGGAAUCAUUCAAUGGAUCGACUUCAACGACGACGAUGAAACAGCGCACAACAUGGAAGGGAAAUAACAAAUAGAUGGCCUGUUGCGUGAUGUGUUUCUUAUAUAUAUAUAUACGUGUGUGUGCGUUUGUGUUAUCCAUGUCGAACAUAAGGACGUGAACAGUCUGGCCAGUUGUACACUAUCUAUCGAUCGCAAACCAGAUUGGUUUGUAGAAACAAACGUGUUCGAGAGACAGCGCAGAAAAUGUUUUCGAUUUCAAAGGUUUUGGCCACCAUUUUGUUUUUUAACGAUUGAUCCUGACUCCAACUGUGAUAUAUAGCCCGUCUGUUAGCGAACAAAAUACCGUGACCGACAUACUACUUAACGACAAAAUACGACAUAUGUGUUGCCCAGUGUAGCCAGAGAAACACGGUCAGCUAUGAAUUCUAUACGACGAUCAUUUGCCCACUCUUGCGCGGACCUCGUUUAUGACUGCAAAUGAAUUAUGCUACGCUUGAUGCUAUUACAUAAUGAAUUUUAUUGUUUCAUUUGAACCUUUUUUUUUUUUUUUUCGUACAGACUAUAAAUAAUUCAGGUUACUAUGUACAUAAUGAAACUGUAGUGCAUGACGCGUGUAAAAUCGUGACGAAACGAAAUUGACAGGCAAAUUUAUCGUGCCAAUAGCCAAUAUAAUUUACUGUAAUGACUCGCUGCUAUAUAAAAUGUUUUACAUCACGCCCAACCAACGUGAUGACUUUCAGAAGCUAUGCACAAUCUUCUAAGACUUUGGUGAAUCAAACAUUGACAUAUGCUGUAUUUCAAUCCUUCAGUGUUCACAGAGUACAAUCGUGUAGACCAUGUCCUAUUGCUACAAUGCUUUGAUUGUCUUAGCCUCUCUUCACUGAGUUCGAAAUCACGUUUUUUUUUAAGAUGGAAUACAUUUAUCUAU